Molecule: messenger RNA, 1407 nt
Organism: Cucumis melo (muskmelon)
Lineage: Eukaryota; Viridiplantae; Streptophyta; Magnoliopsida; Cucurbitales; Cucurbitaceae
Product: UDP-glycosyltransferase 91A1-like
Exons: 1
Coding region: 1-1407 (468 amino acids)
Molecular function (GO): UDP-glycosyltransferase activity
Source: RefSeq, a predicted model, not a curated record
AUGGCGGAAAACAAAGGCCUUCACGUCGUUGUAUUUCCAUGGUCUGCCUUUGGCCAUUUAAUUCCCCAUUUUCAACUCUCUAUUGCUUUAGCCAAAGCCGGCGUCCAUGUCUCCUUCAUCUCCACCCCCAAAAAUCUGCAAAGACUUCCCCCAAUUCCUCCUUCCCUUUCCUCCUUCAUAACUCCGGUCCCGAUUCCACUCCCAAAACUCCCCGGCGACCCCCUGCCGGAAGGUGCAGAGGCCACCGUCGACAUUCCGUUCGAAAAAAUCCCCUUCCUUAAAGUAGCACUAGAUCUCGCCGAGCCACCAUUCCGAAAGUUCAUCGCCGAUCAUCCACAUCCGCCGGAUUGGUUCAUCGUCGAUUUCAACGUUAGUUGGAUCAGUGACAUUUCUCGAGAAUUUCGAGUUCCGAUCGUUUUCUUUCGCGUUCUGUCCCCCGGAUUUCUCGCUUUCUACGCCCAUGUUCUUGGGGCUAGGUUGCCUCUGUCGGAGAUCGGAAGCCUGAUUUCGCCACCGCCAAUUGAAGGCUCUACGGUGGCGUACCGGCGGCAUGAAGCGGUCGGAAUUCGUGCUGGAUUUUUUGAGAAGAACGAUUCCGGGAUGAGUGAUUACGAGAGGGUUACGAAGAUCAUUUCCGCGUGUCAAGCAAUUGCAGUUCGUACUUGUUAUGAAUUUGAUGUUGAUUAUUUGAAGUUGUACUCGAAUUAUUGCGGAAAGAAAGUGAUCCCUCUAGGGCUUCUUCCUCCAGAAAAGCCUCCAAAAACAGAGUUCGAGGCCAAUUCGCCAUGGAAAUCAACCUUCGAGUGGCUCGAUCAACAAAACCCCAAAUCGGUGGUGUUCGUCGGAUUCGGAAGCGAAUGCAAGCUCACAAAGGAUCAAAUUCACGAGAUAGCACGUGGAGUGGAGCUCUCGGAGUUGCCAUUUUUAUGGGCUCUGAGAAAACCGGACUGGGCGGAGGAUUCCGACGUGCUUCCAGCGGGGUUCCCUGAUCGAACGGCGGGGAGAGGGAUGGUGAGUAUGGGGUGGGCUCCGCAGAUGGAGAUUUUGGGGCAUCCGGCAAUCGGAGGGAGUUUUUUUCACGGAGGAUGGGGAUCGGCCAUUGAAGCUCUGGAAUUUGGGAAUUGUCUUAUUCUGUUGCCGUUCAUCGUUGAUCAGCCGCUGAAUGCGAGGCUUUUGGUGGAGAAGGGAGUUGCAGUUGAAGUCGAAAGAAACGAAGACGAUGGGUGUUUCAGUGGAGAAGCCAUAGCCAAAGCUUUGAGAGAAGCCAUGGUUUCAGGAGAAGGGGAGAAGAUUAGGAAGCGAGCUGAAGAAGUUGCCGCCAUUUUUGGGGACACUAAGCUUCAUCAACGAUAUAUUGAGGAAUUUGUAGAAUUCCUCAAAAACAGGGAUCCGAUUCCAAAUCAGUAG